Molecule: messenger RNA, 6227 nt
Organism: Phycodurus eques (leafy seadragon)
Lineage: Eukaryota; Metazoa; Chordata; Actinopteri; Syngnathiformes; Syngnathidae
Gene: adgrl1a
Product: adhesion G protein-coupled receptor L1a
Biological process (GO): heterophilic cell-cell adhesion; adenylate cyclase-activating G protein-coupled receptor signaling pathway; cell surface receptor signaling pathway
Cellular component (GO): axon; presynaptic membrane; postsynaptic density
Molecular function (GO): latrotoxin receptor activity; carbohydrate binding; G protein-coupled receptor activity
Source: RefSeq, a predicted model, not a curated record
GAGAGCGCACAGUGUGUGUCCUGCCUCUCCUGCACGGUUUGCCUGCUCAUCUUCUCUCAUUUGAGGCUGCGAGCAGCCGAGGAGACUCACUCUCUGCGGAACCAAGGACGUUUAAAAGGGGAAAAGGAAAAAAAAAAAUGACUUUUUGUUGCGUGUGGCGCUCACGUGUGUCAUUUUGAGUCCUUUUCAAGCCUUGAUGAUGGUGUCGUCGUUGUUUAUUUUGAUGGCCCCACGGGCGUGUUUGAAUCUGUGAGGAGCGACACCUCCCUCCCUCCACUAUUUUUUUACUUUUUAUCUUCUUCUUUUUUUGCAAUGCCGUUUUGACUUUAAGACAGCAGACUGCUAUUAAUUUUUAAUUCGUAUGCAUCCGCACGAAGGUGGCACCCAGAGAGGAGGAGAGAGAGGAAGGAAAGAAGAAGCGUGCAAGAAAAGUGAGGCGGGACGCCAGAAUGAAUGAAUGAACCAAUGAACGAGCCACACUGAGCUUUUCCCAGCAAGAUCACAUUGCAGGACCAGAGGUUGAAACCCAGAGUGGCUGUAAGCUGAGCUCGCUCGUCCCCUUCCGCCGUGUCACCUUCGCCGACCGCCAUCCAUCAUGGCUCUCGCCGUCUGGAUCGUGUUGACGUGCGCCGUGGCUCUCAGUAACGUCACGCCAUCCUCUCAAGCGCUGAGCCGGUCGAUGAUGCCCUUUGGCUUGAUGCGCCGAGAGCUGGCGUGCGAAGGCUACCCCAUCGAGUUGCGCUGCCCGGGGAGCGACGUCAUCAUGAUCGAGACGGCCAACUACGGACGCACGGACGACAAGAUCUGCGACGCCGAUCCAUUCCAGAUGGAGAACGUGCAGUGCUACCUGCCCGACGCCGUCAAGAUCAUGUCGCAAAGGUGUAACAACCGCACUCAGUGUGUGGUGGUCGCCGGAUCCGACGUGUUCCCUGACCCCUGCCCCGGUACCUACAAGUACUUGGAGAUCCAGUACGAGUGCGUCCCCUACAUUUUUGUGUGCCCGGGGACGCUGCUGCGCGUGCAGGCGCCCAGCUCUUUGCAGGAGGCCGAGCACCAGGCGGGCGCGUGGUGCAAGGACCCCCUCCAGUCUGGCGACCGCCUCUAUGUCAUGCCCUGGACCCCCUACCGCACUGACAUGCUGUUCGAGUACGCUUCCUGGGAAGACUUCAAACAGAGCCGAGCCACCACCACCUACAAGUUGCCCAACCGGGUGGACGGCACAGGCUUCGUGGUGUACGACGGCGCCGUGUUUUACAACAAGGAGCGCACGCGCAACAUCGUCAAGUACGACCUGCGCACGCGCAUCAAGAGCGGCGAGGCCAUCAUCACCAACGCCAACUACCACGACACGUCGCCUUACCGCUGGGGCGGCAAGUCGGACAUCGACCUGGCCGUGGACGAGAACGGCCUGUGGGUGAUCUACGCCACCGAGUCCAACAACGGGCGGCUGGUGGUCAGCCAGGUGAACCCGUACACGCUGCGCUUCGAGGGCACAUGGGAGACCAGCUUCGACAAGCGGCUGGCCUCCAACGCUUUCAUGGCGUGCGGCGUGUUCUACGCCGUGCGCUCGGUCUACCAGGACGACGACAGCGAGGCGGGCGGCGACCUGCUGAUGUACGCCUACAACACCAACCGCGGCCGCGAGGAGCCCGUCAACAUCGCCUUCCCCAACCCGUACCAGUACAUCUCCUCCGUGGACUACAAUCCCCGAGACAACCAGCUGUACGUGUGGAACAACUACAACGUGCUGCGCUACCCGCUGGAAUUCGGCCCGCCGGACCCCACCGCAGGUCCUCUGACCACCACGCAGGUAACCACCACCCUCCCGACCCGGCCCAUCACCUCCAGCGCCAGCCCCUCCACGGCCCGGCCGAUGGCACCCACUCUGCGCCCUAUCGGCUCCAUCAACAAGCACCCCGACCUCCGCGCCAUCACGGCCACCGUCCCCGUCACCCGCUGGACGCCGCCGUCCUCGCAGGGCCCCCACGUCUGCGAGACCAAGCUGGUGCGCAGCGUCCAGUGGCCCACCACGCUGAGAGGGGAGACGGUGGACCGCCCGUGUCCCAAAGGGUCUCUCGGCAUCGCUUCCUUCCAAUGUUUGGCCGAGCAGGUCAUGUGGAACCCACGCGGUCCUGACCUGAGUAACUGCACCUCCCCGUGGGUCAACCAGGUAGCCCAGAAGAUCAAGAGCGGCGAGAACGCGGCGAACAUCGCCGGCGAGCUGGCCAAUCACACGCGAGGGCGGAUCCAGGCGGGGGACAUCAGCUCGUCGGUGCGGCUGAUCGAGCAGCUCCUGGACAUCCUGGACGCCCAGCUGCAGUCCCUCAGGCCCGGGAACAAGGAGUCGGCUGCACGCAACUACAACAAGUUCCAGAAGCGAGAGCGCACGUGUCGGGCCUACAUCCAGGCGGUGGUGCAGACGGUGGACAAUCUCCUCCGUCCCGAGGUUCUGGACUCCUGGCAGGACAUGAACAGCACGGAGCAGGCGCACACGGCCACCAUGCUGCUGGACGUCCUGGAGAAAGGAGCCUUCCUCCUGGCCAACAACAUGUACGGCAGUCGCUUCUCCGACCGAGCGGCCAACAUCGAUCUGGAAGUGCACGUCUUGAACACGGAGAUGGACCUGCAGGACUUGUCCUUCCCUCUCAACCACGCCAACGACAGCGCCAUCCAUCUGUCGGCGGCCACCAUCAAGCAGUACAGUCGCAACGGGCAAGUCAAGGUGGUGUUCAUCCUGUACAAGAACCUGGGCUCCUUCCUGUCCACGGAGAACGCCACGGUCAAGAUGGACGCGCAGGCGGCCCACGGCCGCAGGCGCCUGGCGGUGAACUCCCACGUCAUCUCGGCCUCCAUCAACAAGGAGUCCAGCCGCGUUUUUCUCACCGAGCCGGUCGUCUUCACGCUCAAACAUCUACAGAUGGAGAACUACUACAGCCCAAACUGCUCCUUUUGGAACUACUCGGAGCGCUCCAUGACGGGCCAGUGGUCCACGCAGGGCUGCAGGCUGCUGGACUCCAACGGCACACACACCACCUGCUCCUGCAGCCACCUCACCAACUUCGCCGUGCUCAUGACCCACCACGACACCGACUUCCAGGGCAGAAUGCACGAGCUGAUCCUGUUUGUGAUCACCUGGGUGGGGAUCGUCAUCUCGCUGGUGUGCCUGGCCAUCUGCAUCUCCACCUUUUGCUUCCUGCGCGGCCUGCAGACCGACCGCAACACCAUCCACAAGAACCUCUGCAUCAACCUCUUCAUCGCCGAGCUGCUCUUCCUCAUCGGCAUCGACAAGACCGACUACCAGAUCGCCUGUCCCAUUUUCGCCGGACUCCUGCAUUUCUUCUUCUUGGCCGCCUUCUCGUGGAUGUGUCUGGAGGGUGUGCAGCUCUAUCUCAUGCUGGUGGAGGUGUUUGAGAGCGAGUACUCCCGCAAAAAGUACUACUACCUGUGCGGCUACUGCUUCCCCGCGCUGGUGGUGGGCAUCUCGGCGGCCAUAGACUACAGGAGCUACGGGACCAAGAAAGCAUGCUGGCUGCGGGUGGAUAACUACUUCAUCUGGAGCUUCAUUGGACCCGUUUCAUUUGUUAUUAUGCUCAACCUCGUUCUGCUGAUGAUCACUUUACACAAGAUGAUUCGAAAUUCAUCGGCACUCAAGCCUGACUCCAGCCGUCUGGAUAGCAUCAAGUCGUGGGUGUUGGGGGCCAUCACCCUGCUGUUCCUUUUGGGGCUGACGUGGGCGUUCGGCCUGAUGUUCAUCAACGAGAACUCGCUGAUCAUGGCGUACCUCUUCACCACCUUCAACGCCUUCCAGGGCAUGUUCAUCUUCAUCUUCCACUGCGCUCUUCAGAAGAAGGUCCACAAGGAGUACAGUAAGUGCCUGCGUCACUCCUACUGCUGCAGCCGCACGUCCGCCAGCAGCUCCCACGGCGCCAUGAAGAACUCGGGCCUGCGCGCCAACAACCGCUACUACAGCGGCAGCCAAGCUCGCCACGCGGCGGCCCACAGACAGAGUCGGAUCCGCCGCAUGUGGAACGACACGGUUCGGAAGCAGACGGAGUCUUCCUUCAUGGCGGGGGAUAUCAACAGCACGCCCACGCUCAACUGUGCGGCCAUGGGCAACCACCUGCUGGCGAACCCGGUGCUGCAGACUCGCAGUGGCACGUCUCCUUACAACACGCUGCUGGCUGAAAGCUUCACCCCGCCCUCACCCGGCAUCUUCAACUCCACCGGAACUUUUCGAGACCCAAAGAUCACAUCCAAAGCCCGCGACCCCUGUGGAAUGGAGACCCUGCCGCUGAACGGCAACUUCAACAACAGCUACUCCUUGCGUGCCGGUCCAGGGGGCGCCGGCGGUGGCAGCUGUGACUUCCUUAGCGGCGGUGGCGGAGACAGCCCCCCGCCCCUCCUCAACCCACGCGGCUCGGAGACGCUGGGCGGCGGCGUCCGGCGGAACGUCUCAGACGCGGCGGCCUUCGAGAAGAUGAUCAUCUCCGAGCUGGUGCACAACAACCUGCGAGGCGGGGGCGCGGGCGGAGGGAACGUGGGUGGGGCCGACGCCGGGGACAGGGUGUGCGGAAGCCUGGCCGGCGGGCACCCUCGGGGACCCGUCGGGCCCGAGUCGGGCGACCAAGAUGAUGAGUUUCUGGGGGAUGGGAGGCAGCGCGCGCCGCAGGAUGUGGAGCUGCUGUACAAAGCUCUGGAGGAGCCCCUGCUCUUACAGCAAGCCCAGUCCGUCCUCUACCAGAGCGACCCGGAGGAGUCGGAGAGCUACACGGCCGACCUCACCGAGAGUCUCGGCCGCAGCGGUCAGAUUGCGAGCGGGAAGGCGGGUAGCAGGGCGCCGGACUCGCCCGCCCGGGACUCCCUGUACACCAGCAUCACCAACCUGCGAGGCUCUCCCUACCCGGACAGCAGUCCCGAGCCCCUGGAGGUGGUGCCGCGAUCGGCCCAGCCUCCCGAAGAACUGUACUACAGCUCCGGGAGGCCCGCCUUGGGCUCUCGCGGCGCCCCCAUGCAGACCUUCUACCAGGCCCAGCCGAGGAGGCCGAGCGGAGACCACGUGCACCAGGCUCAGGAGGCCUCCCACAACGAGGGCGACGGACAGAUGCAGCUGGUCACCAGCCUGUGACCGCAGCGCGGAGAAGGACGUUUGGGGACUCGAGUGACGGCCGGAGUAGCCUCCGAGCCUAUGUUGCCCUCGCGCCGGUCCACUUCCUGCUUGUUUGGUUGCCUUUUUUUCUCUUAACUUUGACUGAACUGAUAGAAGAAACAAACAGAGUGACCUUCAGGUCCCCGGAAGACGCCUUUGACUUUUUAAGGAGCAUCGAUCCAAGCCGAGUCCUACCCGGUUCCUUUGGUACCUUAAGGCCAAGUCCAGCACUCUGAAUGUACCGACCCCCGGCCACACUAAUCCCCCCCUUCGGAUCUCUCCAAACUUUGCUCAAACAAAAGUUCUGUAGUGUUUCUGGAGACGAGACUAUCAUUUUGUAUUUGCUCAGUUAUUUGCCCUUUCGUACCGACCAUCAUUUGCUAGUUAGCUGUGAAGACACGUUGAGCCUAGUACGCCGUUAGGAGCAAAAAAAUGUUUCAAAGGAUUGCUCUUCAUCGUUGCCAAAAAAUCUCUAUUAUUGAGCCAGAACAACAGAAAAUACAACACACACACGUCCAGAAGUGCUCAUUAUUAAACAUCACAUGUGAAAAGAGUUCUCCAUCUUCAGUUGAAGACGAUUGAGAGGAGUUUGCCUUCUUUUCCUGGAUCAGAGGCGGAGUUGAUCCGUUUCCCUCCCAGAACCUUUUCACCCGCCGCCCUCUCUGCCUGUUUGCUUUUUCGCCAUUUUCAAAACAUGACUGCCUUGCUUUCGUUUUUUGCUAAGUAUUCAUUUAGUUGACUUUGGAUUUGCAUCCCGGGGAGGUUGCCACGCUCCCCGCUCCUCCUGUACUUGCUGUAUUAGAGCCUAGCCAGCCGAAGUGGACUUUUGUCUCCUGUGUGUGGUUGUGACUGACAACACUAUAAACGUACGUGUACAUACGAGAGCCGCAGCGUUAUUCCGCUUUAUUCCUGCUGUGUAAAUAAAUAAGGACGACGGCCGGAUGAGCAAAAGCAGCAAAACGUAAGAGACGCAGUGAGAAAUAACUUCUUGUACUUGCAACAAAAGAGAACAAUAAAAUGUUUCUUAUUUUUUUUGGGGAGUUUGUGACCCUAAAGUGUUUAUGGUAGCUGUCGUGAAGCA